AUGUUCCUUUAUACUUUCAGAUUUGAACUUAAAGAGAAGGAGUUUCAGCGGCUCGAGAAAUUCUUCUCUCAAGAAGAGAUUAAAGCGGCAAAGGAAGAGAAGGGCAAAAGGCUUGAUGAGGGUGAAGUGAAACCAAUCAGUGAUACUGAGGAAUCAAAUAAUGAAUUGAAUAAUAAAAUAGUGACAAAAGUGGCUCCUUUUCCUACUAUCGAGGAUCACACUGAGCCCAACUUGCCAGAUAACAACACCCAGCUACGGGCUUCAGAACAGAAGCGUAAGAGUCGAGAGGAUAACGCCUUUGAGUAUCAUUAA
Messenger RNA from Penicillium waksmanii, 312 nucleotides. RefSeq lists its product as uncharacterized. The record is from RefSeq and is a predicted model, not a curated record. NCBI's taxonomy places the organism in Eukaryota, Fungi, Ascomycota, Eurotiomycetes, Eurotiales, Aspergillaceae. The coding region runs from base 1 to 312 and encodes 103 amino acids. The transcript has a single exon.